CAGCACCACAACAGCCUUUAACAACUACCAUCUUUACUCUGCACUUCCACAUGUAGAAGUGAACAGUUUCGUGAUAAACAUCUGUCAGAGUCAUCUCUGGGAGCAAAGAGUGAAGAAUCAUGUCAGGCAGAAAUCCUAAAAAGCUUGCCUCUUCUCGGCGUUACAAAAAUCGCAACAGAGAUACUGAAGAAAAAGAAAAUGAUGGAUUUCCAGACCCUGAACAUGAAGACCAUGGCAGUGAGCAAAGUCACUUGGUUCCUGAAAGCCAAGCAUCUAAUGAGUCUUCAGUACUUCAUUCUGAUCAACCAGUUAUAGCUUGCACCAACCCAAACACUUCAGACAUUGAACAAUCUCUUCACCCACAAUCACAGGAUCCACUGGCACGAGCUGAAGUAACAAGUAAGAAAAGAAAAAUGGGAUCAACUCGCAAGCCCAGAAACAUUAAAUUUGAAGGAAUUCAUGAAGAUGAACCAGAGCACAUGAUACAGAUAAGUGAAGGUGUUAGGGAUGAACAGGGAUGGACCCCUGAAUCAUCCAUAAAAGAGGAUAGGGGAAAAGAUGACCAAAAAUGUAUUUUAGACUGUGCAGGUAAUAAUGAAAGCUCCAUCCUACAAGAGCAGCAUUUGGCCAUCAUGCUAAGUGAAGAAGAACACCAAAAUUCAGAAAAAGUUAUCCAAAACAAACCUAUGGACAACUCUUUUACUGAACUUAACCAAUCUCUAAAGACAGAGUUUGGUCAAGAUUUAUUACAUACUUCACUUGAUUUCAGCAUUGUCACACCAGCCAACUGUAAUGUGCCACUACAGGAAUCAGACGAAUCUUUGCAGAUAUGUCAUCAAAUGGACACUUUCAGUGAGCCUGUAGUCUCCUUACCAAACACCACAGACCAGACAAGCAUGAUAAACAUAAGUUACACACCUCUUAAUGAAAACAGAGAAGAGAGCCUGGAUGUCCAGGCAUCUUUGGAAGAUCUACUACAAAAUGAUGAGCCAUCUAUGACAGAACACACUGUGCUCAAAACAAUGGAAGAUCAAUCCAGUUUAGAUUUUAUUAUUAUAGAAAAACAAGAAGAUAAACAAGAAAGAGAAGAUGUAGACAUACCAAACAAUUGCAGUGCUGAAGACAUAGGACAAAAUGAAGUUCCUGAAUUACAAUCAGCCUCUGUGAUAAAGGAACAUGAGCACGGGACUCAAGAUGACAAAGCAAGCAAAGAAGAUGAAAAUGUAGUUGACCUUGAGCAUAUGGAUGACACUUUAAAGCUUAUUACGGAAAGCAUUGGCAAGUUUAAAAGUACAGAACCCAGAGAGGACAUGGACGAGAACAAGGAGUAUGGGGAAACAGAAACCAGCAGCCAGACAUGCAACCUUCCACAUAACAAUCCAGGGGAAUUUCCAAGUGAGUUGGAACUUCAAUCAAAGAAAGUUUGUUUUGAUGAGAUGCUUGAAAAUGUCAUCAAAGAUAGAUCUGAAUUUUUAGCCCUAGAAACUGAUGUUGUUUUUGAAGACAACAAUGAUGACAUAAAUGAAGAUAAGAAUUCUGGUUCUACAGUAACUUUUACAAAGGAGGGCUUUAUAAGAGUGGAUGAUGAAAAGGAUGGUGUGUCCACAUUUAUGAUCGAGAAUGAACUGAAAUCAGUCAUCACAAAUACACAAGAUUAUGCUUCUGCAGAUAAGGCAUCCAUGGUACUUGAGGAAUUUGAUAUUAAGAGUCCUGAUAAAGAGAGCACCAGUCCAGUUCAUAUUCCCCCUGCAAGCAACCCAAUGGAGCUCAAUCCUAAAACACAAUUUAAAUUAGACAUGCAGGUCUAUAAUCCCAUAGCUGUACCUAAUCAGACUCAAAACGUGUCUGAAGAAUGUAUAGUAAAUCUGACAAACAGAGAAUCUGAAGCAGAGCAAUUUAAAAGCACAUUUCCAAUUGUACAUGAAACAAGAUUGGGUCAGGAUGAUGCAGUAGCAGAAAAUGUGAGCUUUUGUCACUCUGAGAAAAACAACAUAGAUUUAAGUCACAGAAAUCUUGGUUUACUUAUCCCAGAAGGUGACCAGAAAGAAACCAUGCAGGUACAGAGCAUAGAAGAAAUAACAUGUGUCUCAGAGAAUGUAACAUUCGGCUUCAAUCCUGAAACAUCAUAUCAUCCUCGGUCCACAGUGUCCCUGAAUAUCAAGGAACCUGACCAAAUAAAUAAAAAUGUAAUGGAAAAAGAUGAAAAUGUUACUAAUGCUGUGGUUGAAAAUGAAAACACAAAUUCUUCACAAGAACAUUAUGAAGCACCUAAGCACAUCUCAACAGGACUUGUCAGCACAAAUCAAGAAUGUGGUGUACUUGACAGACAGGAUGAGGAAACAGUAAUGGUGAAAAAUAUUUGCGGAGGGGUUUAUACCACACAUAUCAUGUUGUCAGAUGAUAAUGAACAUCUGGUUGACAGAGAGGACUUUAAAAUGCUAAGCAGAACAGAAAGGGCUGAAAGUAUUGUACAAAAUCAAGAAGCAAUAUGUGACGGAGACAAAGAUGGUCAAUGCAUGUCAAUAGAAGAGCCUCAUCAACAUACUCAUAUAGAUUUGAAAUUUGAAGAGUCCAAAUCAUCAGAAUCUACUGAGCAUGUUAACUCCAAAACGUCUGCUCUGGAUACAGGUGAAGCAGCUCAACUGCCAGAAGCUAACAACAUACAAACUACCACUACCACUACUAUUCUCGAGGAAGAUCAUGUGUUGAUUAGCACAAAGAGAGGCAGAAAAAAAAUGGGAUCAACACGCAAGGGAGCAAAGAGAGAAUUAAAAGAUGAAGAAAAAGUAAGCAAUGCAAGAGGAUUGAGUGAUAUAAUAGAGAAACAGCAAAAACCAAUAGUGAAUGAGGAAAAGGAUGCAGAGUCCAUGCUUUUAAAUGAACAAGAAAUUACAUCAGUCAUCACACCAAUACACGAUAAUACUUUCAAAGAUAAUGCAUGCCUAGUAGUAAAAAAGCAUUGUGAAAAGAGUCCUGAUAAACAUGCCAGUUCUACAUGUGGUGCAGUGGAGCUAAUUUCAGAGACACAGGCGGUGACAGAUAUGGAGAUACACACAGAAAAUGUUCAUGAAGUUGAAUUUGAUCAGAACCAAAACAAAUGUAAAGAACAUCUACAAAAUGUAAAUGAGGGGGGAAAAGAAACAGAGCAAUGUGAAAACACAAACCAGUUUGUUCAGAUACAGGAAUCAAAAUCACUGCAGGUUGAUGUGAUAAAAGAACAUUUGGAAUUUAGCAAUUUUUCAAACAAAUUUGAAGCAAUCGAAAAAAAAGAAAACACACAGGAAGAAAUCACCAUGGUUAUUGAGGAAGAAAGAAAUGAUCCAAAGGAUGAAAUAAAUGCUGGUCAUACAGAAAACUUUACCAAAGAGGACACAAUAGCAGUAUGUUCACAACAAUAUACACUGUGUGAAUUAUCCUCUCAAACUACUGAUCUGAGUUUAUCCACAAUUAAACAUCCAUCACCUGCACCAGAGCAUCAUGAGGUCAUGGAAGAAAAUGGCAAUAGUGUAGACAAUGUGGACACCAGAAAUGCAGAAAUCCAUACACAAACUCAAAUUAAGAAAAAGAAGAAAUUUGGGUCAACAAGGAGACCCCAUGGAGGACACGAACAACAUGCAGAAGAAGAGAAAAGAGAACUAAAAGAUGCAGAAGAUACCGAAGAAAUUGAACAUCAAAUCAUAACUCAGGAUAGAACUUCACAUAUGAUCACUGAAUCACAGAAUCCUGUGAGUGAAGUGUUACUAGACAUCAGUGACUCACAAGUGACAACUGAACAAAAGGAAAUAAUUCCAUCAGAAUUCGAAAUCAUGACAGAAAGGAUCAAUGCACCACCUGCAUUAUUAGAUGAAGUUGAUCAGAUUCACACUGAGCUCUCUGAUGAGGUAAGCAAUGCAGGAGAACUGACUGAUGUUACAGAGCAAGAUGAAAAACCGGUAGUGAACGAGGAGAAGGACACAGAGUCCAUAGUUUUAAAUGAUCAAGAAAUGGCACCAGUCAUCUCACCAAUAAAGAAUGAUGCAUUCAUGGAAAAUGUGUUCCUUGCAGUCAAUAAGCAUAAUGAAGAGAGUCCUGAUUAUGAACAUGCCAGUUCUACAUGUAAACCAGUGGAGCUCAUUCCUGAAAUGCAGGCCAUGUCUGACAUGCAGCUGACCACAGAAGAUAUUAAUGCAGUUGUGUCCGAUGAGAACCAAAACAAUUGUGAAGAACAGUUUGAAAAUCCAACUAGCAGGGAAUCAGAACCAGAUCAAAAUGUAAUCACAAACCCAUUGGUAAACAUACAGGAAUCAAAAUCACCUGAAGUUGGUGCGAUAGAAGAACAUUUGGAAUUUAGCAGCUCUGAGAAAAAGAGGAAGAUUGGUUCCACUCGAAAAAGCCUUAGAGUCCAAAAUCCUGUUAGUGACCAGAAAAACAAGUAUAAAACAAUUGAAGAAAAAGAAAACAUAGGGGAACAAAACACAGACCAAAAUAGUUCCAUUGAUGGGGUUAUCAAAGAAGAGAUUAAGGACUCAAAUGAAGAAAUAAUUGCUGGUCAAACGGAAAACUUUACCACUGAGGACAUUACAACAGUAUGUUCACAACAAUAUACACUGUGUGAAUUAUCCUCUCAAACCACUGAUCUGAGUUUAUUCACAAUUGAACAUCCAUCACCUGCACCAGAGCAUCAUGGGGUCAUAAAAGAUAAUGGCAAUAGUGUAGACAAUGUGGACACCAGAAAUGAAGAAAUCCAUACACAAACCCAAAUUAAGAAAAAGAAAAAAUUUGGGUCAACAAGGAGACCCCACGGAGAACACAAAACACAUGCUGAAGAAGAGAAAGGAGAAUGGAAAAAUGCAGAAGUUACAGAAGAAAUUAAACCUCAAAUCAUAACUCAGGAUGCAACUUCACAUAUGAUCACUGAAUCACAGAAUGUGAGCGAGAUGUCACUAGACAUCAAUGAUUUACUAGUGACAACUGAACAAAAAGAAAUAAUUCAAUCAGAAAUCGAAAUCAUGACAGAAAGGAUCAAUGCACCACCUGCAUUAUUAAAUGAAGUUGAUCAGAUUCACACUGAGCUCUCUGCUGAGGUAAACAAUGCAGGAGAACUGACUGAUGUUACAGAGCAAGAUGAAAAACCGGUAGUGAACGAGGAGAAGGACACAGAGUCCAUAGUUUUAAAUGAUCAAGAAAUGGCACCAGUCAUCUCACCAAUAAAGAAUGAUGCAUUCAUGGAAAAUGUGUUCCUUGCAGUCAAUAAGCAUAAUGAAGAGAGUCCUGAUCAUGAACAUGCCAGUUCUACAGGUGAACCAGUGGAGCUCAUUCCUGAAAUGCAGGCCAUGUCUGACAUGCAGCUGACCACAGAAGAUAUUGAUGCAGUUGUGUCCGAUGAGAACCAAAACAAUUGUGAAGAACAGUUUGAGAAUCCAGCUAGCAGGGAAUCAGAACCAGAUCAAAAUGUGAUCACAAACCCAUUGGUAAAGAUACAGGAAUCAAAAUCACCUGAAGUUAAUGUGAUAGAAGAACAUUUGGAAUUUAGCAGCUCUGAGAAAAAGAGGAAGAUUGGUUCCACUCGAAAAAGCCUUAGAGUCCAAAAUCCUGUUAGUGACCAGAAAAACAAGUAUAAAACAAUUGAAGAAAAAGAAAACAUAAUGGAACAAAAUACAGACCAAAAUAGUUCCAAUGAUGGGGUUAUCAAAGAAGAGAUUAAGGACUCAAAUGAAGAAAUAAUUGCUGGUCAAACGGAAAACUUUACCACUGAGGACAUUACAACAGUAUGUUCACAACAAUAUACACUGUGUGAAUUAUCCUCUCAAACCACUGAUAUGAGUUUAUUCACAAUUGAACAUCCAUCACCUGCACCAGAGCAUCAUGGGGUCAUGGAAGAUAAUGGCAAUAGUGUAGACAAUGUGGACACCAGAAAUGCAGAAAUCCAUACACAAACUCAAAUUAAGAAAAAAAAGAAAUUUGGGUCAACAAGGAGACCCCAUGGAGAACACAAAACACAUGCUGAAGAAGAGAAAGGAGAAUGGAAAGAUGCAGAAGUUACAGAAGAAAUUAAACCUCAAAUCAUAACUCAGGAUGCAACUUCACAUAUGAUCACUGAAUCACAGAAUGUGAGCGAGAUGUCACUAGACAUCAAUGACUCACUAGUGACAACUGAACAAAAAGAAAUAAUUCAAUCAGAAAUCGAAAUCAUGACAGAAAGGAUCAAUGCACCACCUGCAUUAUUAAAUGAAGUUGAUCAGAUUCACACUGAGCUCUCUGCUGAGGUAAAGAAUGCAGGAGAACUAGCUGAUGUUACAGAGCAAGAUGAGAAAACGGUAGUUAAUGAAGAGAAGGACACAGAGUCAUUAGUUUUAAAUGAUCAAGAAAUGGCACCAGUCAUCUCACCAAUAAAGAAUGAUGAAUUCAUGGAAAAUGUGUUCCUUGCAGCCAAUAAGCAUAAUGAAGAGAGUCCUGAUCAUGAACAUGCCAGUUCUACAUGUGAACCAGUGGAGCUCAUUCCUGAAAUGCAGGCCAUGUCUGACAUGCAGCUGACCACAGAAGAUAUUGAUGCAGUUUUGUCUGAUCAAAACCAAAACAAAUGUGAAGAACAGUUUGAGAAUCCAACUAGCAAAGAAUCAGAACCAGAUCAAAAUGUAAUCACAAGCCCAUUGGUAAAGAUACAGGAAUCAAAAUCACCUGAAGUUGAUGUGAUAGAAAAACAUUUGGAAUUUAGCAGCACUGAGAAAAAGAGGAAGAUUGGUUCCACUCGAAAAAGCCUUAGAGUCCAAAAUCUUGGUAGUGACCAGAAAAACAAGUAUAAAACAAUUGAAGAAAAAGAAAACAUAGGGGAACAAAACACAAACCAAAAUAGUUCCAAUGAUGGGGUUAUCAAAGAAGAGAUUAAGGACUCGAAUGAAGAAAUAAUUGCUGGUCAAACGGAAAACUUUACCACUGAGGACAUUACAACAGUAUGUUCACAACAAUAUACACUGUGUGAAUUAUCCUCUCAAACUACUGAUCUGAGUUUAUUCACAACUGAACAUCCAUCACCUGCACCAGAGCAUCAUGAGGUCAUGAAAGAUAAUGGCAAUAGUGUAGACAAUGUGGACACCAGAAAUGCAGAAAUCCAUACACAAACUCAAAUUAAGAAAAAGAAGAAAUUUGGGUCAACAAGGAGACCCCAUGGAGAACACAAAACACAUGCUGAAGAAGAGAAAGGAGAAUGGAAAGAUGCAGAAAUUAAAGAAGAAAUUGAACAUCAAAUUAUAACUCAGGAUGCAACUUCAAAUAUUCUCACUGAAUCACAGAAUGUGAGCGAGUUAUCAAUAGACAUCAAUGACUCACUAGUGACAACUGAACAAAAAGAAAUAAUUCCAUCAGAAAUCGAAAUCAUGACAGAAAAGAUCGAUGCACCACCUGCAUUAUUAAAUGAAGUUGAUCAGAUUCACAUUGAGCGCUCUGAUGAGGUAAACAAUGCAGGAGAACUGACUGAUGUUACAGAGCAAGAUGAAAAAACGGUAGUAAACGAGGAGAAGGACACAGAGUCAUUAGUUUUAAAUGAUCACCAUCAUCUCAUCAUCUCAUCAUCUCAUCAGAUGGCACCAGUCAUCUCACCAAUAAAGAAUGAUGCAUUCAUGGAAAAUGUGUUCCUUGCAGUCAAUAAGCAUAAUGAAGAGAGUCCUGAUCAUGAACAUGCCAGUUCUACAUGUGAACCAGUGGAGCUCAUUCCUGAAAUGCAGGCCAUGUCUGACAUGCAGCUGACCACAGAAGAUAUUGAUGCAGUUGUGUCCGAUCAGAACCAAAACAAAUGUGAAGAACAGCUUGAGAAUCCAGCUAGCAGGGAAUCAGAACCAGAUCAAAAUGUAAUCACAAACCCAUUGGUAAAGAUACAGGAAUCAAAAUCACCUGAAGUUAAUGUGAUAGAAGAACAUUUGGAAUUUAGCAGCUCUGAGAAAAAGAGGAAGAUUGGUUCCACUCGAAAAAGCCUUAGAGUCCAAAAUCCUGUUAGUGACCAGAAAAACAAGUAUAAAACAAUUGAAGAAAAAGAAAACAUAAUGGAACAAAACACAGACCAAAAUAGUUCCAUUGAUGGGGUUAUCAAAGAAGAGACUAAGGACUCAAAUGAAGAAAUAAUUGCUGGUCAAACUGAAAACUUUACCACUGAGGACAUUACAACAGUAUGUUCACAACAAUAUACACUGUGUGAAUUAUCCUCUCAAACCACUGAUUUGAGUUUAUUCACAAUUGAACAUCCAUCACCUGCAUCAGAGCAUCAUGGGGUCAUGGAAGACAAUGGCAAUAGUGUAGACAAUGUGGACACCAGAAAUGCAGAAAUCCAUACACAAACUCAAAGUAAGAAAAAGAAGAAAUUUGGGUCAACAAGGAGACCCCAUGGAGAACACAAAACACAUGCUGAAGAAGAGAAAGGAGAACUGAAAGAUGCAGAAGUUACAGAAGAAAUUAAACAUCAAAUCACAACUCGGGAUGCAACUUCACAUAUGCUCACUGAAUCACAGAAUCCUGUGAGUGAAGUGUCACUAAACAUUAAUGACUCACUUGUGCCAACUGAUCAACAAGAAAAAAUUCAAUCAGAAAAUGAAAUCAUGACAGAAAGGAUUGAUGCACCACCUGCAUUAUUAGAUGAAAGUAAACAGUUUCACAUUGAGCUCUCUGAUGAGGUAAGCGAUGCAGGAGAACUGACUGAUGUUACAGAGCAAGAGGAAAAAACAGUAGUGAAUGUGGAGAAGGACACAGUGUCCAGAAUUUUGAAUAAGCAAGUAAUGGCACCAGUCAUCUCACCAAUGCAGGAUAAUACAAUCAUAGAAAAUUUGUUCCUUGCAGUCAAUAAUCAUAAUGACAAGAGUCCUGAUCAUGAACAUGCCAGUUCUACAUGUGGACCAGUGGAGCUCAUUCCUGAAAUGCAGGCCAUGUCUGAUAUGCAGCUGACCACAGAAAAUAUUGAUGCAGUUGUGUCCGAUGAGAACCAAAACAAAUGUGAAGAACAGCUUGAGAAUCCAACUAGCAGGGAAUCAGAACCAGAUCAAAAUGUAAUCACAAGCCCAUUUGUUCAGAUACAGGAUUCAAAUUCACCUCAAGUUGAUGUGAUAAAAGAAAAUUUGGAAUUUAGCAGCUCUAAGAAAAGAAGGAAGAUUGGUUCCACUCGAAAGAGUCUUAGAGGCCAAAUCCCUGGCAGUGACCAGAUAAACAAAUCUGAAGCAAUAAAUGAACAAGAAAAUAUACAGGAACAAGACACAGAUCAAAAUGAUAGAAGCACUGGGGUUAUCAAAGAAGAGAGUAAUGAUUCAAAGGAAGAAAUACAUGUAAGUCAUACAGAAAACUUUACCAAUGAGGACAUAAUAGCAGUGUGUUCACAACAAUAUACACUGUGUGAAUUAUCCUCUCAAACUACUGAUCUGAGUUUAUCUACAAUUGAACAUCCAUCACCUGCACCACAGCAUCCUGAGGUCAUUAGAGAUGAUGAGAAAAAUGUAGAGAAUGUGGAAAACAGAAACGCAGAAAUCCAUACACAAACUCCAAGUAAGAAAAAGAAGAAAUUUGGGUCAACAAGGAGACCCCAUGGAGGACACGAACAACAUGCUGAAGGAGAAAAAAAUGAAUUGAAAGAUGCAGAAGUUACAGAAGAACUUGAACAUCAAAUCAUAACUCAGGAUGCAACUUCACAUAUUCUCACUGAAUCACAGAAUCCUGUAAGUGAAGUGUCACUAGACAUCAGUGACUCACUAGUGACAACUGAACAACAAGAAAUAAUUAAAUCAGUAAAUGAAAUCAUGAAAGAAAGGAUUGAUGCACCACCUGCAUUAUCAGAUGAAAGUGAACAGAUUCACACUGAGCUCUCUGAUGAGGUAAGCAAUACAGGAGAACAGGCUAAUAUUAUAGAGCAUGAGGAAAAACCUGUAGUGAAUGAAGAAAAGGAGACAGAGUCAAUAGUUCUAAAUGAACAAGGAUUGGAACCAGUCAUCUCACCAAUGCAAGAUAAUACAUUCAUAGAAAAUGUGUUCCUUGCAGUCAAAAAGCAUGGUGACGAGAGUCCUGAUCAUGAGCAUGCCAGUUCUACAUGUGGCCCAGUGGAGCUCAUUUCUGAAAUGGAGGCCAUGUCUGACAUGCAAAUGACCAAAGAAAAUAUUACUGCAGUUAUAUCCGAUGAGAACCAAAACAAAUGUGAAGAACAGCUUGAGAAUCCAGCUAGCAGGGAAUCAGAACCAGAUCAACAUGUAAUCACAAGCCCAUUUGUUCAGAUACAUGAUUCAAAUUCACCUCAAGUUGAUGUGAUAAAAGAAAAUUUGGAAUUUAGCAGCUCUAAGAAAAAAAGGAAGAUUGGUUCCACUCGAAGGAGUCUUAGAGGCCAAAUCCCUGGUAGUGACCAGAAAAUAAAAUCUGAAGCAAUCAAUGAACAAGAAAAUAUACAGGAACAAGACACAGAUCAAAAUGAUAGCAGCACUUGUGUUAUCGAAGAAGAGAGUAAUGAUUCAAAGAAAGAAAUACAUGUAAGUCAUACAGAAAACAUCACUAAAGAGGACAUUACAACAAUAUUUUCACAACAAUAUACACUGUGUGAAUUAUCCUCUCAAACUACUGAUCUAAGUUUAUCUACAAAUGAACAUCCAUCACCUGCACCACAGCAUCCUGAGGUCAUUGAAGAUAAUGAAAUGGCACCAGUCAUCUCACCAAUAAAGAAUGAUGCAUUCAUGGAAAAUGUGUUCCUUGCAGUCAAUAAGCAUAAUGAAGAGAGUCCUGAUCAUGAACAUGCCAGUUCUACAUGUGAACCAGUGGAGCUCAUUCCUGAAAUGCAGGCCAUGUCUGACAUGCAGCUGACAACAGAAGAUAUUGAUGCAGUUUUGUCCGAUCAGAACCAAAACAAAUGUGAAGAACAGCUUGAGAAUCCAACUAGCAGGGAAUCAGAACCAGAUCAAAAUGUAAUCACAAGCCCAUUGUUAAAGAUACAGGAAUCAAAAUCACCUGAAGUUGAUGUGAUAGAAAAACAUUUGGAAUUUAGGAGCUCUGAGAAAAAGAGGAAGAUUGGUUCCACUCGAAAAAGCCUUAGAGUCCAAAAUCCUGGUAGUGACCAGAAAAACAAGUAUAAAACAAUUGAAGAAAAAGAAAACAUAAUGGAACAAAAUACAGACCAAUAUAGUUCCAUUGAUGGGGUUAUCAAAGAAGAGAUUAAGGACUCAAAUGAAGAAAUAAUUGCUGGUCAAACGGAAAACUUUACCACUGAGGACAUUACAACAGUAUGUUCACAACAAUAUACACUGUGUGAAUUAUCCUCUCAAACUACUGAUCUGAGUUUAUUCACAAUUGAACAUCCAUCACCUGCACCAGAGCAUCAUGAGGUCAUGAAAGACAAUGGCAAUAGUGUAGACAAUGUGGACACCAGAAAUGCAGAAAUCCAUACACAAACUCAAAUUAAGAAAAAAAGAAAUUUGGUUCAACAAGGAGACCCCAUGGAGGAUACCAACAACAUGUUGAAAGAGAGAUAGGAGAAUGGA
Silurus meridionalis is the source of this 11468-nucleotide messenger RNA. RefSeq lists its product as uncharacterized. The coding region runs from base 120 to 11459 and encodes 3779 amino acids. Lineage: Eukaryota; Metazoa; Chordata; Actinopteri; Siluriformes; Siluridae. The transcript is spliced from 3 exons. The record is from RefSeq and is a predicted model, not a curated record.